Molecule: messenger RNA, 4968 nt
Organism: Galleria mellonella (greater wax moth)
Lineage: Eukaryota; Metazoa; Arthropoda; Insecta; Lepidoptera; Pyralidae
Gene: Oga
Biological process (GO): glycoprotein metabolic process
Molecular function (GO): beta-N-acetylglucosaminidase activity
Source: RefSeq, a predicted model, not a curated record
UGCAUACAUAGAAAAUACCUUUCAGAGUUUGACACAUCACAUCAUGAUUUCUCCGUAAUAUUUCCAUCUCGCGACUGUACCGCUUAUUUCAUUAAUUUAUUACCCGAAACGGUACCGGCAUUACAAAUUUUGGAUCCCUAAUAUUCUUAUAAUAUACUUUCGCUCAGAUUGUAUUUACUCGUCACAAGGCAAAUAGCAUACUAACACACGGAUAUUGGAAGUUUUUUAGUCACAAACAGUUAUUAGUUGCUGUACUAAAUUAUUGAAUUACUCCUUAAAAUGACUGAAAGUUCACCUGAUGAACCGAGUUCCAACCGAAAGGAUUUCAUCUGUGGCGUUGUUGAAGGCUUUUACGGACGACCGUGGACCACUGAACAAAGGAAAGAUUUAUUUCAAAAAUUGAAAAAAUGGGGUAUGGACAUGUAUGUAUAUGCUCCAAAGGACGAUUACAAACAUCGCGCGUAUUGGCGGGAACUAUACACUGUGGAGGAAGCAGAGCAUUUGACAUCUCUCAUCUCUGCUGCCAAAUCGCAGGGCAUUAUAUUCUGUUACGCACUGUCGCCGGGUCUCGAUAUAACAUAUAGCAGUCAGAAGGAAAUCACCACUUUAAAGAGAAAAUUGGAACAAGUUUCUCAGUUCGGCUGCACAUGCUUUGCUCUGCUAUUUGAUGAUAUCGAGCCCGAGAUGAGUGAGGCUGACAAACAGAUAUUCCAAAGUUUUGCUCAUGCACAAGUGUCUGUGACCAAUGAGAUCCACCAGCACCUGGGCUGCCCGCGGUUUCUGCUGUGCCCGACACAGUACUGCUCCACGCGGGCCGUGCCCACUGUCAACAGCUCCGAAUACCUCAACACCCUCGGCACUAAGCUCUCGCAGCAGAUUGACAUUAUGUGGACAGGUCCAAAAGUUAUAUCGAAAACUCUGACAACGGAAUGUAUAGAGGAGAUAACACAAGUACUGCGGCGGCCGCCCGUCAUCUGGGACAAUCUACACGCCAACGAUUACGACCAGAAAAGAAUCUUUUUGGGCCCAUACUGCGGUCGAUCGCCGGAAUUGAUCCCGUUGCUGCGCGGCGUGCUAACGAACCCUAACUGCGAGUACAACGCCAACAUGAUCCCCAUAUGGACGCUCGCACACUGGGCCAGCUGCAGCUUGGAUGCGCCCGCGCACAUGGAAGCGGUGUCAUGGGACAUAAAGUUAGAGCGAGAGAGCGAACAGGGCGUGUGCGAUGACGAGGCGCCGUUGACGCUCGGCAAACACGUCUACCAUCAUCGGCAGGCGCUCAGGCACGCUAUUAACGAAUGGUUACCAGAGUUUUCAAUACCAAAAACUGCCCAGGGGCCAAUUAUAAAAGCGCAACCUUCAGUCACAGUGCCGCCGGUGCCGAUUAUCCCGAUCAUGCCGUCGGUGAACACGUGCAUGUCGCUGGUGACGGGCACGAGCAGCACCUGCACGACCAGCACGGCCAACAUCCCCACCGUGCACACCAGCCAGCUGCAGGCGCUCGCAGACGUGUGCAGCGCCGCGCCCGACCGACCGAUACUCUCCACCGGGAUUUCCCCAAUAGAAACAUUCAACCCAGUAUCAAACCCAGUGAUGAAUUCAUUAGUAUCACCAACCAAAGUGAUACUCAAUGAGUCUAUACCCAAUCCAAUAAUACCGAUGGCCAGUUCAAAUAUAUCCCUACCGUCAGAGAUACCAGUUUCAACACUACCAGUACCAAUACUCGGUAUUAAGGUUUUAGAGGACAAUAUGGAGAAGUCAGAUCAGUCGAUGAGUGAGAAAAUUGACGAGACCAUAUCUAACGAUUCUGUAUUGGAGGGCACUAGUUUUCUAGAAGAUAUGAAGAAGGACAAAGAAGAUGACACGAUUAUAGUUGAUGAUGUGGAUGCACCAAUUGAGGAACAGCAGAGAAACGGUGAUAUGAAUAUUGGUGAUACCCCCCAAACCUUGAGUCCGAACCGUUCGUCGGCGGCGGAGGCGGUAGAGGCGGGGCUGGAGCCGUUGGAUGUGGACCCGCCGCCAGCCGCUGCCGGACCCGGCGACCCGGUGGACCCCAGCGACCCCGAAAACCCCAUCGACGCUGCCGACACAACGGACCCAGACGUCAUUAUGAAUGACGGCACUAGCGAGAAUGGCUCAAUGCAGGUGGAGCCGAGUAACAGUCCACUCAGCACGGACAUGAUGGUGGAGCCAGUGGACCCAGUGGAUGUGGUUGAUGACAGCGGCGCGUCUCCGCGGGAGGCGGUGGAGGCGGUGGAGGCCGGCGAGGCAGGUGAGGGUGAGGCGGGCGGCGAGGACGGGUCGUCGCUGUGUGCGGAGGACCUGGUGCUGCUGUGCGACGCCUUCUACCUGCCCUUCGAGCACGGCUCGCGCGGCCUGCGCCUGCUGCACGACUUCCACUGGCUCGCCUGCCACGCCGCCAGCGUGCUGCCGCGCCCCAACAAGCCGCACGAGACGAGCGAGUGGAUGCGGCGGCGGGCGCGGUUCGCGUGGUGGACGCGGCGCGCGCGGCGGCUGGCGCGGCGGCUGGCGGCGGCCGCCAACCGCGAGCUGCACGCCGAGCUGCAGCCCUACGUCUGGGAGCUGUGCGCCGUGCUCGCGCUGCUCGAGGGCUUCGUGCGCUGGCUCGAAUUGGGCAAAUUCCCUCCUAACAUAGCGACAUACACACAAGGAACAUAUACAUGGUUCUCGAAGGGGUGGCGCGCGGCGUUCGAGAGCGGCGCGCGAAGCGCGUGGGUGUUCCGCGGCGGGCUGGCCACUACCUGCUCCCGCCUGCUGCUCUCUCUCGACGGCGCUCGCUAUCCUUCCUCUCUCCGCCGCGCGCUCUAUCUCUCCAUCUUUUUGCCGCUCUCGCUGCGGCCUCUCUUUCUCCGCCGCCGACGAAUAAUAGUAUUUUUUUCACAGGUAUGUGCCAUUUGUCACAAAACGUGCCGGGAUGGUUCCGACUGUAGCGAUUUAUUCCCUAGCGAUCUACAAACACUACCUGCAGAUAGAUUAGUAGUACCGUUCCUUACAUUGACUCCUGAGCUGUGUAUGGUAAUAGAAGAUGACCAGGAAUGCACACUAAGAUACUGUGACGACCCUGACAGCGAAGGGAGCGACCACAAACUCGAAGAUAGAAUCAAUGGGACGAAACCCGAGAUAGUGGGUUACGCAUGCGCGGCGUUGAAUAGUAAAGAGUUUUACAAGCGACAGGAGAUCGCUUGGAUACCGGAGAUGUGCAACAAGUAUCCCGAGUCGCUCAUGGAGAGGGAGGAUCUCAGCCAAGCGGCCAAGGAUUGCAUCUGGCACUUCCACCAGUUUUCGAACGGCGGAGAGUGUGGACCCCGCGCUGCUGACGUGCGCCGCGAGCUCAGUGGCCGCGCUGACGUCGGUACACUGUACACUGUACACUACACUACACUACACUACACUGCUCACACCGCGCUGCUGACGUGCUGCGUGCUGCCGCCGCCCGCCUGCCGCGACCCGCUCGCGCCCGCCCGCCUGCUCACCUGUACCUGUACACUACACUACACUACACUACACUGCUCACACCGCGCUGCUGACGUGCUGCGUGCUGCCGCCGCCCGCCUGCCGCGACCCGCUCGCGCCCGCCCGCCGGUCGGUACACUGUACACUAACACUGAACACGACACUACACAACACGAGACUGCUCACACCGGGCUGCUGACGUGCUGCGUGCUGCCGCCGCCCGCCUGCCGCGACCCGCUCGCGCCCGCCCGCCUGCUCACCUGCCUGCUGGCCGCGCUGCGGGCACACGGACGUGCUGCGUGCUGCCGCCGCCCGCCUGCCGCGACCCGCUCGCGCCCGCCCGCCUGCUCACCUGCCUGCUGGCCGCGCUGCGGGCACACGGUCGGUACACUGUACACUGUACACUACACUACACUACACUACACUGCUCACACCGCGCUGCUGACGUGCUGCGUGCUGCCGCCGCCCGCCUGCCGCGACCCGCUCGCGCCCGCCCGCCUGCUCACCUGCCUGCUGGCCGCGCUGCGGGCACACGGCGCAAACGGCGUCCACGCGUGCAUCAAUGCGACCGACCACUACUUGCACCAGUUCUACAGCAAGCUCGGGUUCGUGGAGGUGCACCGCGGCGGCGCGGGCCGCGUGUACCUGGCGCGGUCGUUCUAGCGCCGCCCGCCGCCGGCCGUCCGCCGCCCGCUGCGCACGCCUCGCGCCCGCGGCCUGAGAGCGGCACGCCCGCCCACGCGCGCCGACACCAGGAAGCAGUCGCGCAAGCAGAGGCAGAGGAAGUGAACAUUCGGUAUGCGGUGUAUUUUUUAUCGGUUGUAAACUUUUUUAUUCUAGUCAGUAAUUUGAGAGAAAGACUAAAAAUUUAUUUUUAAAGCGAUCACUUCACGUGACUAACUGUAUUAUUCUCGUUAAUAAAUAUUGUUUUUUCGAACAUCCUAUUUGAUAAAAGAUAAAUAGAGUUUGUACAAUUUUGUUCCGAUUAACAGAUUUUGGAAAAGUUUAUAUGGUAUUUGUCACAAUAUUAUUCAAACGAGUUAUAACAUUUAAUAAAUCUAAAUCAGCAAUAAAAUACAAAACAAAAAUAUAGUAGGUAAUACAAAAAAUAUACAAAUAACCAUUAAUAUUUGUCUGUAAUCCUGGUCACGGCACCAAAUUAUUAUGUAGUCCAAAUUACUGAUGAGAAUAAAACAUAAAGUGUGAUUUAUAAAACUAAAUAUUUCACCACUAAAAUUGAAUUGUAUAUUCCGAAACAAUUGAAUUCGAUGUUACUAAAGUUGUACGCAGCAUUGAAAUUAUAAUUUAUUAAUAAAACUGACUACACUGCGUAAAAAAUUACAUAACAAAAAGAAUGCAAUGUAGCGCACAACUAAUCACUGAGGAAGGUUUUUUUCACCUUAAUGUUAUAUAAAAUAGCACAAAGUCUUUACACACGUACAUUAUAAUCAUUAUAUUAAACUAUGAAUCUAUAAUAUUAUACAGUGAACGCUC